Dreissena polymorpha is the source of this 2313-nucleotide messenger RNA. RefSeq names its product inner centromere protein-like. Lineage: Eukaryota; Metazoa; Mollusca; Bivalvia; Myida; Dreissenidae. The record is from RefSeq and is a predicted model, not a curated record. The transcript has 2 exons. Bases 44 to 1720 code for a protein of 558 amino acids.
GUUCAAAGCAUUUCAAGUACAGCGAGAACAAAGUCUGAAACUGAUGGGAAUCACCAUUCCAUCGACCACACCUCAACCUACGCCAGACCCGAGAAUCUUUGAGGAACAAAAGCGACGAGCGCAAGCAUCAGCCGAACAAAGGCGAAUAGCUAAACUACUAGCAAACCGAAUGAAAAAGGAACAGGAACUUGUGGAACAAAAGAGAAAAGAACAAGCACUCGAGGAGCAAAAGCUGAAAGAACAACAGUUAGCAGAACAAACGAGACGAGCACAAGAAUUGGUUGAGCAAAAGCUUAGAGAACAACAAAUGGCAGAACAAGCGAGACGAGAACAAGAACUGGCUGAGCAAAAGCUUAAAGAACAACAAAUGGCAGAACAAACGAGACGAGAACAAGAACUGGCUGAGCAAAAGAUUAGAGAACAACAAAUGGCAGAACAAAAGAGACGAGAACAAGAACUGGCUGAGCAAAAGUUUAGAGAACAACAAAUGGCAGAACAAAAGAGACGAGAACAAGAAUUGAUUGAGCAAAAGCUUCGAGAACAACAGCUAGUAGAACAAAGGCUUCGAGAACAACAAGAACGACUGGAUCAAAUGCUUAAAGAACUUCAGCUCACGGAGCAACGGCUUAAAGAACAGCAACAACUGGCGGAACAAAGGCUUCAGGAACAGCAGCUACGUGAAAAGAUGUUAGCAGAGCAAAAACUGAAAGACGAGAAAAAGGCGGAACAAGAACGUCUGAGGGCCGAACAGCUACGUUUGCAGCAACAAAGUUCGAAAUCCAAAUUAAAAGGUGAUGGUAUCAGCCUUCAUGUGUAUAACGAGCUCAAAAGGAAGGAACAUGAGUUAGACGCAAAACUUGCUGCCGCAGAGAGGGCUAUUGAAAUUAACUCCCAGCUGUCUGACAAAAAAGUGAGAACUCAGGUCAUAGACAGCCUCCAUAAAAAUGUGCAGCAAAUCAUGAACUCAAUUCAACUCCUUCUCCAAACUAUUGCAAAAGCUGAAGGGAGUGAUUCUCAAAAUAAAGCGGCUGCAGGCAAUAUUACAAUUUCAUCUGAAAUCCCGAUCUCGGAUAAAACAAACAACAAAUACGAUACAAGUCAUGAACCAAACUCAAACACAAACAUAGGAUUCACGAUCGAUGAAAUGCCAAUAAUUGAUCUGACUGGUUUAGACUUUCCACGGAACCAAGUUGCCGAUUUACCGGGAAUUGGCAUUCCGGUACAUAAUCCUAAAGACAAUUCUCUUGGAAUUUCAGAUGAGCUCCCAACUGGCCAAGGAACUCCGUGGGACCCAAUGUCGGGUGUGCCUAUAGGAGGGUCCAUCUUUGGUCCGAGUGGUGAAUCUUCGGGAAAUGGUGGAUCAAAUGGUAUUACCAACACGAAUCCAGUAGAUCAACCGUUUGUACAAGGAACACCAAUAGGCCCUAAUACCGGCGAGCCUCUGGGACCAGUUUCACUCGGUGAACCAUUAGGUCCAAAUGGUGGUUUCGCCCCUGGAGAAGCGGUUGGGGGCGGACAAGAGGCGCAGUUUAAAGAUAUCAACUUGAACGAGAUUCUUACGCCAGGCCCCACCGGAAGAGGAUCGGAUUCAGGAAUUCGUACAAUGAGUGGUGAGCUCCUUCCUCAAACGCAAUCGAAGAAUCCUGACAUCUCUAAGACGUCAUCAAGCACGCUACUGGGGCUUCUGUCGGGUCUACAGACACGACUGCGACCAAAAUAAGCGAUUGCAUCAAUUGUAGUUCAAGUGUUUCCUUCAUUUGUGCGAUGUUAUGUUUAAAGCGAGAUUAUACGAUUUGUAUAUGUGUUAUAUUGUAAUAUAUUGAUAAAAAUAUGUUACAAUAACAAAAAAUAGGCAAGAAAAAUUAUACAGUCAAGACCAAUUUCAUAAAUCCAGCAAAGACAAAUUAGCGCCCCGAGCCGAUUGUGAAGAAGAUAUUUCGUACAUAUUUUCCUACAAUAACCGAAGCAUUUUUUUUAAUUAGGAUCGGAGUUAGUGUUCGUGUGUCGUAUGAAUAGAUAUCGUUGCAGGAAUUUAAAAUCAUCCGUUAAACUAAAUUGAGAUUCACAUCGUACAUUCAUGAUAUACAUGCUGGCGAAUUCGACUGUACAGACAUUUUCGAUUUCGGAAUUAAAUAUCUGGCUUAUUUCGCUUUUUCCAACACAUGUUUUUCUUAACUUUUAUUUUAAUGUAUAUUGAAAUAUAUGUAUAAGUUUUUUUUACACAUUUUAUAUAAAUUCAUAAAUAUUUGACAAAAUCUUAUAAUCUCGUUUUAAAACAAAUCAGAAUUACAUGGCACAACCACAGGUGAAGGG